Messenger RNA from Vombatus ursinus (common wombat), 3303 nucleotides. RefSeq names its product 5'-nucleotidase domain containing 3 (gene NT5DC3). The record is from RefSeq and is a predicted model, not a curated record. The coding region runs from base 1 to 1662 and encodes 553 amino acids. The transcript has 14 exons. Gene Ontology annotation, molecular function: 5'-nucleotidase activity. Lineage: Eukaryota; Metazoa; Chordata; Mammalia; Diprotodontia; Vombatidae.
AUGGCAGCGGUGGCCGGACCCCGGCUGGGCGGCCGGGCUGCGGCGGCGGUGCGAGGUCUGCUGGGCGGCUGCGUUCGGGGAGCCCCGGCCCCAACUCCUGCCGCCGCGAGCCUCAGCUGCAGCGCCAGGGGCUUCUGCACAGCGGCCGGAGCUGCCCCGGACAUGAAGAGUUACCUGUGGGAGCGCUACAGGGAGGCCAAGCGGGGCACGGAGGACCUGGUUCCUUCAAUUAUGAGCAACUUGUUGAAUCCAGAUGCAAUUUUCUCCAACAAUGAAAUGAGCCUGUCAGACAUUGAAAUCUAUGGCUUUGAUUAUGACUAUACCCUCGUCUUUUAUUCUAAGCACCUCCACACCCUCAUCUUCAAUGCUGCUCGAGACCUCCUCAUCAAUGAACAUCGGUAUCCUGCAGAGAUAAGGAGCUACGAAUACGACCCAAAUUUCGCCAUUCGUGGUCUCCAUUAUGAUGUACACCGGGCCAUGUUGAUGAAGAUUGAUGCUUUUCAUUAUAUCCAGCUGGGAACUGUGUACAGAGGGCUCAGUGUUGUCCCCGAUGAAGAAGUCAUCGAGAUGUACGAAGGCUCCCACGUGCCCCUGGAACAAAUGAGCGACUUCUAUGGAAAGAGCUCUCAAGGAAACACAAUGAAGCAAUUCAUGGACAUCUUCUCCUUACCAGAGAUGACCCUCCUUUCUUGUGUCAAUGAGUAUUUUCUGAAGAACAACCUUGAUUAUGAGCCUGUGCAUCUCUACAAGGAUGUCAAGGAUUCGAUCAGAGACGUCCACAUCAAAGGGAUCAUGUACAGAGCAAUUGAAGCGGAUAUUGAGAAGUAUAUCUGCUACGCUGAGCAGACCCGAGCGGUGCUGGCCAAGUUGGCGGAUCAUGGCAAGAAGAUGUUCCUUAUCACCAAUAGCCCCAGCAGCUUUGUGGACAAAGGAAUGCGAUACAUUGUUGGGAAGGACUGGCGGGAUCUGUUUGAUGUUGUCAUUGUUCAGGCAGAGAAGCCCAAUUUCUUCAAUGACCGGCGGAGACCAUUCCGUAAGGUGACCGAAAGAGGUGUACUUCUUUGGGAUAAGAUCCACAAGCUGGAAAAAGGCCAGAUUUACAAACAGGGUAAUUUAUAUGAAUUUUUGAAGCUCACUGGAUGGAGGGGGUCCAGAGUGUUGUAUUUUGGAGAUCACAUAUACAGCGAUCUGGCAGAUUUGACCCUGAAACAUGGCUGGCGGACGGGCGCCAUCAUUCCUGAGCUCAGGUCAGAGAUCAAGAUCAUGAACACUGAGCAGUACAUUCAGACCAUGACCUGGCUGCAGACCCUGACUGGAUUAUUGGAACAGAUGCAGAUUCACAGAGAUGAUACGUCACAGAUGAUUUUGCAAGAAUGGAAAAAGGAAAGAAAGGAGAUGAGAGAAAUGACCAAAAAUUUCUUCAACUCCCAGUUUGGAAGCCUGUUUCGAACAGACCAGAACCCCACAUACUUCCUGAGGCGCUUAUCUCGAUUUGCUGAUAUCUACAUGGCGUCUCUGAGCUGCCUUCUGAGCUAUGAUCUCAGUCACACGUUCUAUCCCAGGAGGACUCCCUUACAGCAUGAACUUCCAGCGUGGUCUGACAGGCCCCCAGCGGGGAACUUCAGGAUCCCCUUUACACAAGGGGUGGCCCAGGCCAAGUAACCAAAUAAACCACUCGAGGUGGGCGGACAUUGAGGCAUUAAUACCAAUGAGAGUAUAAACGGCGCUUUUUAAGCAAGUAUGAAUAUUGUAUUUUGCUAUUUAUAUGGUUUUAUCUGGUGAAUAAAUUUCCUUGUUUUGAUAGAAUAGGAAUUCAGAAUUAAGUGGUCUAACUCUCUUCUGAUUUGAAUCUCCUGUUAAUGAUAAUGGGAAUUAUGGACACCCAGAGGAGGAGAAAGUAGAUCCCUGAAGUUUCUGUUGGCUGAAAGAUGAGCUUCAUAUUGAAAGUCUAUUUAUUCAGCCUUUCGGUUUACAAAGGCCUUGGAGCUGAGUUUUUCUGGGAUAGAUAAGGCCCUUUUUGUCCUAGUUCUAGAGUCGUGUGGCUUGGUUGAGUUUUGACAGUAUUGAAACGACUGUGUUUCUUCAUCAUUCAUUUGACAGUUCCCUACUAGGUACCUAAGAUGUACAAGGCACCAUGGGAAACACAGAGAUGCCUAACUCUUCAUCCUUGCCUUCAGAGAGGUUACAAAGAGGAAGCGACCUAUUAUAGUGGAAAGAGCAGAAGACUUGGGUUGGAAUUCCACUUCUGGUACUUCUUAGCUGUGUGACCUUGGUCAAAUCGAUUAAGCGUUCUGAGACCCUGUUUUCUUACCUGUAAAAUGGUGGAUAAUAAGCCUAAUUGUAAGAGAGGAUAUAGUAGAUUGGGUAAAGAGCUGACCUCAAAACUGUGGUCUGAUUUCAAGUCUCUCAUACAUACUGGUUUUGUGACCCUAGUUACUUAAUUGCUCAUAGGCAACUCUCUUAGACUACAUUAUAAAUAGCAGAGAAAGUGCUGCAUUAGUAAAGAGAGUUUUUCCUCUGUCUAAAUCUUUGUAGGUUUGACCUCACUGAAUUGUUGUGGGGUUCGAUAAAGAUAAUAGAGUGUCCCCAAGAUCUUUAAGAGCUUAACACUGUAUUAAGAUGUUUAGGACACCCCCGUAUACAUAAAGUGCUUUUCAAACUUCAAAGCGCUGUGUGAAUGUCAGGUAUUGUUAUAAUUAUAAUUUAGCCAAGUUCCAUGCUCAUGCUAGGCUGCCAGGUUAGAAGCUAGAGAGCUCACCCCUCAAAUUGUUGGUUUUGAGAUUUAUUUUGAUAUUUCUCUUUUGACGUGAACAUACCCUGCACCCUGGGAAUUCGCAGUACUUCAAAGAAAUCGAAGCCCUGCUUCUGGGAAGACUCCAGGUGGGAGGAUGGAGAAGGGGGUUAACUUCCUCACCCUCCCUCAUCCUCAUUCAGCCGCUUCCUUACCAGGGGCAGACCAAGAGCGUGAUCAGUGACAGAUGAGAGUCCAUGCCUAUCCACUGCAAAGAUAGUGGUGUUCCCUGACAAAGGCAGAGGGAAAACUGUCUUGGAUAAAUAAUAGUCCCAGGCUACCAAGAAGAAUUUAGGACUGGAGGUGGGUUAUGGUUCCCAAUUAAGAAAGGUUAUAGAUUCAUGUGCAAAACAAGACAGGCAGGAAUGUGAUACUACCAGGACACAGCCUAAAACAAUCAACAUGAAUUAUCCAAGAGCUGUUAAAACAGCAAAAAACUUGGACAGAGCACCGGCCCUGGAGUCAGGAGGACCUAAGUUCAAAUCUGGCCUCAGACCAAACACUUGACACAU